CUGCCUUGCUGGUGAACACCAGAGUGUCAUGGAGACCAGACGCCAUAAACAUCAGAGGCAGAGGCCUGAUUGCAUAGCCCCGCCCUUCCUGGGAAACAGAAACUAGCUGUGGCUAUAAGGUGAGGCUGGCCCCAGAGGCAGCUGCAGUCAGAAAACACUCCUGGCCCCAGGAUGGCACAGAAACUCAGCAGCACCCCGGCCAGGGAGCUGGACAAGUUCAUAGAGAACAACCUCCUUCCCGACACCAGAUUCCGAACAGAGGUCAAAAAGGCCAUCAACAUCAUAUGUGAUUUCCUGAAGGAGAGAUGCUUCCGAGGUUCUGUCCACCUUGUGAGGGUCUCCAAGGUGGUGAAGGGCGGCUCCUCGGGCAAAGGAACUGCUCUCAAGGGCAGGUCGGACGCCGACCUGGUGGUGUUCCUUACCAAUCUCACCAGCUUUGAGGAUCAGUUAAGCCGACGGGGAGAGUUCAUCCAGGAAAUUAAGAACCAACUGUAUAAGUUGCAGCGUGAGAGACCUACAGGAGUGAAGUUUGAGAUCCAGAGUUCACCGUGGUCCAACCCCCGGGUACUCAGCUUCAAACUGAGCUCCCCUGAUCUUCAACAGGAAGUGGAGUUUGAUGUGCUGCCCGCCUAUGAUGUCCUGGGUCAACUCAACUACAUCAAGCCUGACCCUCAAAUCUACAUCGAUCUCAUCAGGGAGUGCACCUCCCUGGGGAGGGAGGGCGAGUUCUCCACCUGCUUCACAGAGCUCCAGAGAAACUUCCUGAAGCAGCGUCCACCCAAGCUGAAGAGUCUCAUCCGCCUGGUCAAGCUCUGGUACCAACUGUGUAAGGAGAAGCUGAGGAAGCCGCUGCCUCCCAAGUAUGCCAUGGAGCUGCUCACAGUCUAUGCCUGGGAAUAUGGGAGUGGAGCCACUGAGUUCAACACAGCCCAGGACCGGACAGUCUUGGAACUGGUCACCGAGUACAGGCAGCUUCGAAUCUACUGGACAAAGUAUUAUGAUUUUGAAGACCAAUACAUCUCUGACUACCUGCACAGACAGCUCAGAAGAGCCAGGCCUGUGAUCCUGGACCCUGCUGACCCAACAGGGAAUGUGGCUGGUGGGAACCCAGAAGCCUGGCAGCAUUUGGCUGGAGAGGCUACGGCCUGGCUGGACUACCCAUGCUUUAGGAAUUGGGAUGGCUCCCGAGUGAGCUCCUGGGAUGUGCCGGUGAGAACCUGUCACCAUCCUGUUCCCUUGCACACAGCUUUGGCGGAGGCGGAGGUGGAUGAGAACUGGACAUGUGUCCUCCUGUGA
This is a messenger RNA of Peromyscus californicus insignis, 1296 nucleotides long. Its product is annotated as 2'-5'-oligoadenylate synthase 1A-like. Gene Ontology annotation, biological process: regulation of ribonuclease activity; defense response to virus; negative regulation of viral genome replication. Gene Ontology annotation, molecular function: 2'-5'-oligoadenylate synthetase activity; double-stranded RNA binding. Gene Ontology annotation, cellular component: membrane; nucleoplasm; cytosol. Lineage: Eukaryota; Metazoa; Chordata; Mammalia; Rodentia; Cricetidae. The record is from RefSeq and is a predicted model, not a curated record.